Trichomonas vaginalis G3 is the source of this 579-nucleotide messenger RNA. RefSeq lists its product as uncharacterized. The transcript has a single exon. Lineage: Eukaryota; Parabasalia; Trichomonadida; Trichomonadidae. The coding region runs from base 1 to 579 and encodes 192 amino acids. The record is from RefSeq and is a predicted model, not a curated record.
AUGUUCGGGUUUUUAAACUUCCAGACAAAGAGAACAGCCCUUAAAAGUCAUUCCUCAGGACAUCAUUCGUCUUCACAUCAUUCCUCUACUUCAACAAGAAGCAGAUCCCAUUCAAGCUCCAAAACAACACCUUUGGCAACCGGUCUUACAAUUGGAGCCAUAGUUAUAAUAAUUGGUGUUGCAUUAGGGUGCAAAUACUGCAAGAAGAAGAAACAAGUUCAGGCUCAAGAAGAGGAAGAACAAAAGAAGAAGGAUGCUGAAUUAGGCAACCAAGAUCCUGGAGUUCCAGCACAACCAAUUCCACAAACAUACGAUACUAAUCAGCAACAAAAUCAAGCCAUGCCUCCACAAUAUCCACAGCCAGAUCAACAAUACCCACAGCCAAAUCAGCCUUACCCUCAACAAGGAUAUCCUCAGCCUUAUCCUCAACCAGGAUACCCUCAGCAAUAUCCACCUCAAUAUCCUAACCAGCCACAGCAAUACCCUCCACAAGGAUAUUAUCAGCAACCUGCUCCAGGAAAUUAUCCAAAUCAACAGGUUUACUAUCCUCCAAACAAUCAGCCUCCUCCAUCUAAUUAA